Messenger RNA from Colletotrichum spaethianum, 1533 nucleotides. RefSeq lists its product as uncharacterized. Gene Ontology annotation, biological process: chromate transport. The record is from RefSeq and is a predicted model, not a curated record. Gene Ontology annotation, molecular function: chromate transmembrane transporter activity. NCBI's taxonomy places the organism in Eukaryota, Fungi, Ascomycota, Sordariomycetes, Glomerellales, Glomerellaceae. The coding region runs from base 1 to 1533 and encodes 510 amino acids. The transcript is spliced from 3 exons.
AUGCUCGCCACAUCGUGGGAGCACAGCCUGCGCGCGAAUGUGGCGCGUGCCGCGGACGUCUUGAGAUACAACUGGCAUCUGGGUGUCACAGCUUUUGGAGGCCCUCCGGUGCACUUCAAAAUUUUCCAGGAGCUCUUCAGUAUCUCUCAGGCCCUCUCGGGGCCUGCGAGCACGAAGAUGCUGUACUGCAUCAACCUCAUCCAAAAUGGCCUCCUCGGCGCCAUCCUUGCCUUCUUUAUCUGGAGUCUCCCUGGCGCCCUGGGAAUGUACGGCCUCUCGGUCGGUGUCUCGGCGAUCGGCUCCUCCCUCCCGCGCGCCGUCUACGCCCUCCUUUCGGGUCUCAACGCUGCCACCGUCGGCAUCAUCGCCCUCGCAGCUGUGGAACUCUCAGACAAGGCCAUCACCGACAAGCUCACCCGCACCGUCGUCUUCCUGUCCGCGGCCGCGGGCAUGAUGUACAACGCGCUGUGGUACUUCCCCGUGUUGAUGUGCGCCGCGGGGUGCGCCGCCGUCGUGCACGACUACCGCUGGGUCCACAAGCCCGCGCGGAGGGCCGCGGGGAUGGUGAGGGCUCUGCUGGGGAAGCGAAGGGAGAGGUCUUCCGGGGAGAACGAUGACAUUGAUCGCGGGGUCGAGCUGCAGGCUACUACGACGACGGCCACGAACCAAGGUAAAGCUCUCGGGUCCGUGGGGGCCUCUUCUGCCGCCGCCUUGCGGCCUUCGUCGGCGGAACAGCGAGGUAUCGCUUCAACCUACUCUGUACCGCGCUCAGAGGCCCCAUCGCGGGAGGACGAAGUCCGCCAUUCUUUGGCCGAAUCCGAGCCCCGCGUCAUCCCCAAGGGGUUCCGCCUCAACUUCUCCUGGAAAGCCGGCAUGGCCGUGAUUUUUACCUUCUUCGCCACCUUUGUCGGCGUGAUGAUCGCCCGCGGCGUGGUGAAAGACCUGCCCAUCUUGUACAACCUAUUCUCGAAUCUCUACCUCGCCGGGACCAUCAUCUUCGGCGGCGGGCCGGUGGUGAUCCCGCUGCUGCGGGAGUACAUCGUCGCCGAAGGGUGGGUGUCCCCUAGAGAUUUCCUCAUUGGCCUGGCCAUUGCGCAGUCAUUCCCGGGUCCCAACUUCAACUUUGCUGUGUUCCUUGGUGGUCUGACGGCGAUCAACGCAGGCCACUCGGCCGCAGUUGGCGCCCUCCUCGCUUACAUUGGGAUCUUCACCCCCGGCAUCGUUCUUGUUCAUGGCACGAUGGGUGUAUGGGGCGCACUGAGGAGCAGGCCGUGGGUGAAGGCUGCUGUUCGGGGAGUCAAUGCGGCGGCCGUGGGACUGAUUUACACUGCCGUGUAUCGGAUCUGGCAGGUCGGAUAUCUCGACGAGGGCUUCCAGUCUGGCAGGAGUCUGGGCGAUGACCCGUGGUGGGUUGUUGCAACAGCCACCGCGUAUGUAGGAGGCAGAUACUACGGUGUCGCAGCGCCGUUUGCUAUCCUUUUGGGCGCUGCGAUGGGUCUGAUUCGAUAUGGAGUUGUGUCCGGACGAGAGUGA